Messenger RNA from Nannospalax galili (Upper Galilee mountains blind mole rat), 1090 nucleotides. It is a transcript of the gene Arl9, whose product is annotated as ADP ribosylation factor like GTPase 9. NCBI's taxonomy places the organism in Eukaryota, Metazoa, Chordata, Mammalia, Rodentia, Spalacidae. Gene Ontology annotation, molecular function: GTP binding; GTPase activity. The record is from RefSeq and is a predicted model, not a curated record. The coding region runs from base 145 to 1026 and encodes 293 amino acids. The transcript has 4 exons.
CGGCGGCGGGCGGUGACCCCGGGUGUGGCUGAGGCGCGAGAACCUACAUCUCCGCCCUGAGCCCCGGCGGGAACCACACCUGCUGGGACCCAGGGUCGCGGCUGCGGCGCGCGGGGGGGAAGGAAGGAAACCGCGGCGGUGGGGAUGGAGAGGGGGAAGGUGAAGGACAGGGGACAGUUGACAGAGAAGGAGAGAAGUAGGGAAAAGGUACUGGUAGAGAAGGAGCAAAGGAAGGAUGUGGAGAUGAAAAGCAAGAACUGGAGAGGGAAAGGGAAAGAGGAGAAAAGGAAGGCUGGAGAAGUGAAAAACAGGAACGGGAAAGAGGAGGACGAGAAAAAGAAAGUCGCAGAAAUGAAAAGCAGGGAGAACUGGAAAGAGAAAGGGGAGAGAAGGAAGAGUGUGGAGGUGAAAAGCGAGGAGAACGGGAAGGAGAAGGAACACACUGAAGAACAAGUCCAGGAGAGCAGCAACAGCAGCAGCGCCUUGAUAAGGACCCUGUCCCCGCCGCCGGAGAAAAAUAAGCAGAUCCUAGUACUGGGCCUGGAUGGAGCAGGAAAAACCAGUGUCCUCUACUCUCUGGCUUCCAACAGAGUACAGCACAGUGUGGAGCCAACCCAAGGUUUCAAUGCAGUUUGCAUCAAUGCUGAAGACAGGCAGAUGGAGUUCUUGGAGAUUGGUGGCAGUGAGCCUUUCCGCUCUUACUGGGAGAUAUACCUGUCUAAAGUAUGGCUGCUGGUCUUUGUGGUGGAUUCAGCUGAUCACAACCGAUUACCUGAAGCCAAGAAAUGCCUUCAUCAGCUAAUUGAACCAAACCCAGUCCUCCCUCUGAUUGUGUUUGCAAACAAACAGGAUCUUGAAGCAGCCUAUCGCAUUACAGAUAUCCAUGACGCUUUGGCAUUGUCUGAAGUGGGGAACAACAGGAAGCUGUUCUUAUUUGGAACCCAGGUGACUGAGAACGGUUCAGAGAUACCUUCCAUCAUGCAAGAUGCCAAAGACCUGAUUGCCCAUUUGGCUGCAAAUGUGUAGUAGCAGCCUGGCCCCGGCACAGCUCACCAUCAGACCAUCAACCAGGCAGUGCUGAGUGGCAAGC